Molecule: messenger RNA, 2274 nt
Organism: Aspergillus campestris IBT 28561
Lineage: Eukaryota; Fungi; Ascomycota; Eurotiomycetes; Eurotiales; Aspergillaceae
Gene: pab1
Product: polyadenylate-binding protein
Exons: 3
Coding region: 1-2274 (757 amino acids)
Cellular component (GO): ribonucleoprotein complex
Molecular function (GO): RNA binding
Source: RefSeq, a predicted model, not a curated record
AUGUCCGCCGAAGUUGCGACCACCCCCGCCGCUGACAACAAUGUCAACGGCACCCCCGAGGUCACCGCUGCUGCUGCGGCCGCCCCCAGCGGCGAGGCCUCCGGCGUCGAGACCCCUUCUCAGCCCCACUCGGCGUCCCUGUACGUCGGUGAGCUCGACCCCUCCGUGACCGAGGCCAUGCUGUACGAGCUCUUCUCGUCCAUCGGCCAGGUUGCCUCCAUCCGUGUCUGCCGUGACGCCGUCACCAGACGCUCCCUGGGCUACGCCUACGUCAACUACAACAACACCGCCGACGGCGAGCGCGCCCUCGAGGAUCUGAACUACACCCUCAUCAAGGGCAAGCCCUGCCGCAUCAUGUGGUCCCAGCGUGACCCCGCCCUGCGCAAGACCGGCCAGGGUAACGUCUUCAUCAAGAACCUGGACAACGCCAUCGACAACAAGGCCCUCCACGACACCUUCGCCGCCUUCGGCAACAUCCUGAGCUGCAAGGUCGCCCAGGACGAGUUCGCCAACUCCAAGGGCUACGGUUUCGUCCACUACGAGACCGCCGAGGCCGCCAACAACGCCAUCAAGCACGUCAACGGCAUGCUGCUCAACGACAAGAAGGUCUUCGUCGGCCACCACAUCUCCAAGAAGGACCGCCAGAGCAAGUUCGAGGAGAUGAAGGCCAACUUCACCAACGUCUACGUCAAGAACGUCGACCCCGAGGUGACCGACGACGAGUUCCGCGUCGCCUUCGAGAAGUUCGGUGACAUCACCUCGGCCACCCUGAGCCGCGACCAGGAUGGCAAGAGCCGUGGCUUCGGCUUCGUCAACUACUCGACCCACGAGAGCGCGCAGGCCGCCGUCGACGAGAUGAACGAGAAGGAUCUGCGGAACCAGAAGCUCUACGUCGGCCGUGCCCAGAAGAAGCACGAGCGUGAGGAGGAGCUGCGCAAGCAGUACGAGGCCGCCCGCAUGGAGAAGGCCUCCAAGUACCAGGGUGUCAACCUGUACGUGAAGAACCUCACCGACGACGUCGAUGACGAGAAGCUGCGCGAGCUUUUCGUUCCCUACGGCACCAUCACCUCCGCCAAGGUCAUGCGCGACACCAACGCCGAGGGCGAGGAGUCCGCCGAGUCCUCGGACAAGGAGAAGGAAUCCAACAAGGAGAACGAGAAGAAGGAGCCCGCCGAGGCCGAGAAGCCCGCCGAGGAGAAGCCCGCCGAGAAGGCUGAAGAUGCCGAGGAGAAGCCCGCCGAGGGUGAGGAGCAGGAGUCCAAGAAGGGUGAUAAGAAGGGUCUGGGCAAGAGCAAGGGCUUUGGCUUCGUCUGCUUCAGCAGCCCCGAUGAGGCCUCCAAGGCCGUCACCGAGAUGAACCAGCGCAUGGUCAACGGCAAGCCCCUCUACGUCGCCCUCGCCCAGCGCAAGGAUGUCCGCCGCAGCCAGCUCGAGGCCAGCAUCCAGGCUCGCAACACCAUCCGCCAGCAGCAGGCUGCCGCCGCCGCCGGCAUGCCCCAGCCGUACAUGCAGCCCGCCGUCUUCUACGGACCUGGUCAGCAGGGCUUCAUCCCCGCUGGUGGCCAGCGUGGUGGCAUGGCUUUCCCUCCCCAGCCCGGUAUGAUGAUGGGUAUCCCUGGUGGACGUCCCGGUCAGUACCCCGGUCCUUUCCCUGGCCAGCAGGGUGGACGCGGCAUGGGCCCCGGCCAGCAGCUGCCCCCCAACUUCCCCCAGGGCAUGCCCAUGGGUCCCGGUGGCAUCCCUAACGGCAUGGGCUACCCCCAGAUGGGUGUGCAGUUCGGUCGCGGUGCCGGUGGCCGUGGUCAGGUUCCCGGUAUGCCCAUGGGUCAGGGUAUGCGUGGUGGCCCCAACUUCGGCCAGGGUCGCGGUGGUAUGCCCCCCCAGAUGGGUCGUCCCCAGGGUGGUCGCGGACAGAACGCCGGUCAGCCCGCCGCGGGUCGUCCGGAGGAGGCCGCCGCCGCCGCCACCAGCAGCCAGAACAUCGCUGCUAUGCCCGCCCCUCAGCAGAAGCAGAUGCUGGGUGAGGCCCUCUAUCCCAAGAUCCAGUCUCAGCAGCCUGAGUUGGCAGGCAAGAUCACUGGUAUGCUUUUGGAGAUGGAUAACGCUGAGCUGCUUGGCCUUCUUGAUGAUGAUGAGGCUCUCCGCGCCAAGGUCGACGAGGCCCUCAGCGUUUAUGACGAGUACAUGAAGAACAAGGGUGAUGGUGAAGCGACGGCCGAGGCCAAGCCCAAGGAGGCUGCCAAGGAAGCUUCCACGGAGGAGAACAAGUCGUAG